This is a messenger RNA of Trifolium pratense (red clover), 1855 nucleotides long. Its product is annotated as replication protein A 70 kDa DNA-binding subunit-like. Gene Ontology annotation, molecular function: DNA binding. Gene Ontology annotation, biological process: DNA recombination; DNA repair; DNA replication. The coding region runs from base 1 to 1707 and encodes 568 amino acids. The record is from RefSeq and is a predicted model, not a curated record. Lineage: Eukaryota; Viridiplantae; Streptophyta; Magnoliopsida; Fabales; Fabaceae. Gene Ontology annotation, cellular component: nucleus. The transcript has 11 exons.
AUGCGGGAUUUUUCGUUAUGCCUUCGAAGCACUGUAGAUCGCUGUGAGGCCAUGAGAGCUGGACGACGUGGCCAUCUCAGGGUUGAGGAUUUAUCCGCGAACUCUCCACAAUCAAAUCCUGGAAGGGAUUCAUGGCGAUUCAAAGUUCGUGUUCUUCGUUUAUGGAGUGUGUCCGCGUUUUUGAGACCAGAUCAAGUGAAUUCGCUUGAGAUGGUGUUAAUUGAUGAAAAGGGGGCCAAGAUUCAUGCAUCCAUUCGUCGUCAGUUGUUGUAUCUGUUUAAUGGCAAAAUUGUUGAGGGUAGUGUUUAUAAGAUGUCAUUUUUCGUUGUUUACCCAGAGUCUGGUUUGUAUCGGACAACUUCUCAUAGAUACAAGCUUAGCUUUGAGAUGAAAACAAAAGUUCAGAUCUGUGAAAGUGGUGUGAUAGAUCGAUAUGGAUUAUCUCUUACUUCUAUUGGAGACAUUUGUGCUUAUGGACCUGAUCAUGAUUUUUUAGUUGAUGUUGUUGCUUUAAUUACUGGUAUUUCACCUGAGAAGGAAUAUGUUCGUGAUGGAAAGGUCACUAAGAUGGUGGUGAUUGAGUUGUCUGAUAAUAGUGGAAAGUGUGAGUGUGCUUUGUUUGGUGGUUAUGUGCAAGAGCUUCAAGAGAUGCUUGCAAAAUGUGCUGAUGGAUUGCCAAUUGUUGUUGUUCAAUUUGCCAAGAUAAAGAUGUUUGGAGGGAAAGUGUCAAUUCAAAAUGUAUUGAAUGCUACUAGGAUUUAUGUUAAUCCCCCAAUACCAGAGGUUGUUUCUUUCAAACAAGUUAUGCCUCUUGAAGGUGUUGAAUCUUGUGUUUCCAUACCUGCUAUUGGGGAACGUGUGAAGCCAUCUUUUGAAGAAGAUUUUUUGUUAAAUUAUCCAAAGACUUCCAUAGCUCAUUUACUUGAAUUGGCCGAAGAUGGUAUCUAUGUUGUGAGUGGUGUUGUUGGUGGUUUGCUUGAAGGUGAAGAUUGGUGGUAUGCAUCCUGUAAGUGCCACAAGGGACUUUCUGCUGAUUCAGGGGCUUAUUAUUGCAAAAAAUGUGAUAAACAUGUUUUCAAAAUGGUUCCAAGGUUUAGGGUUAAGCUUGUGGUUAAUGAUGGAACUGCUGAAGGAGUGUUUGUUGUUUUUGAUGGUGAUAUGAGUUCAUUGGUUGGAAAAUGUUGCCCUGAUUUGGUUGCUGCAGCUAAGGCUAGAAAUCGUGAUUAUUGUCCUCCUGAAUUAGACUUGCUGAAAGGGAAGAGGUUGCUGUUCAAGGUUGAGAAAGUUUCCUAUGGAGUUCCAAGGUUUGAUGGUUCAUUUAGAGUUAAGAGAAUAUGCAGUAAUUUGUCUAUUGUGAAGGCCUUUGAUGCAUCUAUGGCUGAAGAUGAUUCUGGUGAACAUGGUUAUGAUUUGGAAGUAGAUUAUGUUGAUAAUACCCCUGUGGAGGAUGUUGUGGGAAAUCUCAUUGUUUCCCCAACUGAUGUUAAAGUUAAACAUGGAAUUGAUCUUUCAACUGCUCAAUUGGUGCCUGAGAUCAUAAAUUUGGAUGAUAAUUCUGAUAAUGGAUUUGAAGUUUUCCUGGGUGAACGUGUUGGUGUGGAUGUGAGCAAGGUUUUGGCUGCUAAGAGAAAUUUGUCUGAUGCUUUUGCUGGAUGUGAUGAUGAUGAAGCCAGUUCUUCUAAGCGUAUCAAAUACUCUCCUCAAUGAAGAAUAUGUUGAUUGGUUUAAUUUGUUGGGUUUGUGGUUUAAAAGUUUGUUUGUUUAGUUUAUUUCCAAGAAAAUGUUGCCUAUAUAGAGGCAAUAAUCUUAUCUUUCUGUUUAGUAUUGUUGUCUUUUUAUUGAUUCCUGCUGUUGU